This is a messenger RNA of Xyrauchen texanus (razorback sucker), 2474 nucleotides long. RefSeq names its product protein CFAP20DC-like. Lineage: Eukaryota; Metazoa; Chordata; Actinopteri; Cypriniformes; Catostomidae. The record is from RefSeq and is a predicted model, not a curated record. The transcript is spliced from 4 exons. The coding region runs from base 1731 to 2012 and encodes 93 amino acids.
UGGUCACCCCUCACUGAGGGAAUUUCAGAAAACUGGGGUAAUUGUUUUCUACAUUCAACAGAUUGCCAACACAUUAUUAACUGGCAGCCUUUGUGGCGUCAUAGAGUAUUAUGCUUAUUGAUUGUUUGAGUGUGUCUAUUCAGGGAUGAUUCAAGCUGCCAUCAAAUUACAUAUUUGACCUUCAGUGACAAUGUCCUUAAUUUACAUUGCUUAGUAAUAGACUUAUUAAAACUCUUGGAAAAUCCAAUUUGGAGAGCAGUUUGCCAUUGCUGCAUCAUUAGUAUUGAAAUGCACGUAAAGACCAACCAUCUGCUUAAAGUAGUUAAACCUUUGUCGUGUACAAACGCAGGACAUGUUACACUCCCCAAAUCAUCAUGGAUAGAAACCCAGAUAAUAUUAAACAUGUUUGCACAUUGCACAAUGAAUAUUUAUUGCAUGCCACUGGUUUCCAGAGUCAUGGGGUACAAUGCUGGAAGUUUAUUCUUUGACUAAUGAAUAAUCCACAUUGUACUUACAGUAGUAGCAGUAGGUUAGGUAUUGCAAGACUAAGCAUGAUGUUAUGUUAACAUGUUUGCAAUAUUAAGACAUUCUGCAUCACUGAAGAGUGACAUGUUCAACAUGACAUUAGAUCCAUAUGCUUUAUUCUUUAUGACUUGGUUGAUCAUGGCUGAUUAAGUCUGUCACAGCAAAGGGUUAAAACUUCAUUCAUAACCUUUUUGGGGGCAAAAUACUAUUUUUCAAGAGUCCUGAUACAGCAAAACAGCACUAACAAUUUGACACAUACCAUGAUAAUACCUUGUUUUUGGAUGUGUACCAUGGUAAUACCAUAUUUGGACGUGUAGCAGGUUAAUAUUGUUCCAUGGUUUUUUAGAGUCUACCAGGGUAAUACCAUGUUCUUUAGAUCUGUACCAUGGUAAUGCCACAUUUUGUGUAAGUGUAGCCUACCAUUGUAAUACCAUUGUGUUUGGACGUGAACCAUGGUAACAGCAUGUUUUAUGGACAUGUAACAUAGUAAUGUCAUACUGUUUGGAAGGGUAACAUGGUGGUGCCAUUAUUAUUAUUAUUAUUAUUGGACGUGCAUGGUAAUACCAUGUGUUUUUUGUUUUUUUUGGAUAUGGUAAUAAUAUGUUUUUAUACAAUGGUGAUAUAUGAUACACUUAGUACACAAUCAGUUAAAAGUUUGGACACACUUGACUGAAUUUAUGUUUCUCGUUAUUUUAAAAACAUUUGAUCUUAAGGCGUAUGUUUAAAUACUUGAAGUAAACAUAAAGAGUCUCUCUCUCUCUCUCUCUCUCUCUCUCUCUCUCUUUCUCUCUCAUAUAUACCGUAUAUACCGUUUUUUAAAAGCGGAGUCGCGAGUACAGUAAACAGAUGACAGAGUCCCGUUGCCAUAGAAAGACCACGCCACUGCACCUGUUGGGUAUUAGCUAACCGGCUAACGAACUUGCUCUUUAAUUGUUAAAGAGGUUUUACAGCAGAUAAAUGACAAAACGCGAAUGGCUAUAGUCUUAAUAAGGCAUGUUUUAACAUUGUUUUUUGUUAUUAUGUAUGAACGUGGUUGAAAGGGUACAUUGGCUAGUCUGUUAAGAUAACGUUAUGAAAGCAAUUGCUAGCUGAUAUAGCUGAUAGUUUAUAAAAGCAUAAUUGUGCUGAUUUAGUUAUAAAUCACGUCUCGUGCUUUUGAAGACGACAGAAUAAAACAAAUCUUUCAAAAUUCAGCCUUUGGAAACAUGUUCAGGAACGACUAUCAGGGUGGAUGCAUUGUUGACAUCUUCAGUGCUCAAGGAAAAGAUCCUGUGGCCAAAUGGAAACUAUAUGGAAGGAAACCUUCAAUAACUAAAGUAUUUGAUAAAGAACUAAAGGGUUUUGUAUACAGUCUUGAAGGCAGCGGUCAAACCCACAAGAUGCAGUUACCUAAGGAUGGCAAGAUAGCUCUUGGUCUGAUUCAGAAGUUCCUGAUUCUGCAAGUCAAUGUUCCUUUGGGAAAAGACUUCUCCACUGAGUUUCUGUAAGUACCAUUAUUUCAUUAUUUUUUAUAAUGUAUACCAUUUCUUGAAGCUACUGAAAAAAAUACAUGUUAUGCUGCUACUGUAUGUCUAAUUAUCAUUGCUAUAGAUGAAAUUCUGUGAAAGUGUAAAGAGUAUUACCAUGGAGAGUGAAUUAAUUCACACUGUCAUGCAUAUAGAUAUCAUACACACACACACACACACACACACACAUUUGUGUGGCUAUCCUUAUGAGGACUCUCCAUAGAAAUAAUGAUUUUUGUACAGUACGAAUUAUAGAUUCUAUACCCUAACCCUACUCCUUCCCCUAAACAUAACCCUCACAAAAAACGUUCUGCAUAUUUACAUUUAAAAAAAAACCAUUGUUUAUUAUGUUAAGCGAUUUAUAUUAUGGGGACACUAUAAUUGUCCUCAUAAACCACAUUUAUAGCAAAAUCCACUAGUAAUUACCAGUUUGUAACCUUAAAC